This is a messenger RNA of Cucumis sativus (cucumber), 1385 nucleotides long. RefSeq lists its product as uncharacterized. The coding region runs from base 370 to 996 and encodes 208 amino acids. The record is from RefSeq and is a predicted model, not a curated record. The transcript is spliced from 6 exons. NCBI's taxonomy places the organism in Eukaryota, Viridiplantae, Streptophyta, Magnoliopsida, Cucurbitales, Cucurbitaceae.
AAAAGAAAGGAAAGAGAAGAGAGGAAAAGAAAAGAAGAGAGCUUCUGUGCAACUGAACUGAAGAGCGGCCGAUUUUUCUUCCUCUGUUUCCUUUGAAUGCUAUAAUCUAACUCUGACCCAUUAAACUUUAAUGUCUCUUCUUCCAUUCUAGCCAUUUUUUUCCUCUUCUUCUUUGGAAAAUCUUUUUGCCAUUUUCAUUUUGCUCUCUGCUGCUUCAUCGCCUCUUUUUGCUACUUUCGAUUCUUCUUCCAUUGCAACUUUUGUGUUGAUGAUGAUGAAUACCGAUGCAGAAGAAGCGUUUUGAGAGGGUUAUUAGAGGGAAAUUGUGUUGAUGAUUCACUGAUUUUUGGGGGUUGGAUCUUGAGAGACAUGGAAAAGGAGGAAAUAGGUCAGAAGAGUAAUAAAUCUGGUGAAACAGAUUUUCUGUUGCAGUGGGGGAACAGGAAGAGGAUGAGAUAUAUGAAAGUUAAAGAACCACAAAGAAUUACUAGUAAACCCGAUUGUUUGGGAAAGAAGAAAGUUUCCUCUAAAGGGGAUCGUCGUGUUGUUACAGCUGAGAAAGCUUCAUCUACUCAACAAACUCAUCGCCUUAACAAGAGCAUUGCUUCACCAACUGACAAUCAAAGAACAACCAUAACAUCACCAGAAAAGGAAGAUCGAUACUAUACGACAAGGGGUUCGAUGGGUGUGGAUGACAAAGUCUCAAUGGACCACCCCAUGGGAAACGACCGAAAAGGGUUUGUCUGGCCAAGGCUCUAUAUUUCUCUAUCUAGCAAGGAAAAGGAAGAAGAUUUCAUGGCCAUGAAAGGGUGUAAACUUCCUCAAAGACCUAAGAAAAGAGCCAAAUUGUUACAGAAAAGCUUAGUUCUGGUGAUGCCAGGUUCAUGGCUGUCAGACUUGUGCCAAGAAAGGUAUGAGGUGCGGGAAAAGAAGACUUCAAAAAAGAGACCCAGAGGAUUGAAGGCCAUGAGAAGUAUGGAAAGUGACUCAGAAUGACUGAAUCAAUAAGAGACAAAAAUAGACAUAUUGGAUAGAAAUAACCUCUUGUUUAUUGAUAGCCAUGUUUUGAAGAAAAGGAGGAGAGUGGACUUUUGGGGUUCUUUUGGGGGGUAAAUUUACAGAAUUGAGAUGAUGUAAUAUAAGUCACCUAAUUUCUUUUCUUUAGUGCUAUUUGAUUGCUAAUUGGUUAAGUGAGUGAAUUUAAAUUGGUAGAAAUCAUUUUACUUUUUGCUCUUUAUUUCUUGGGUUUUGAUGUUUGUAGUUUUAGCUUUCUUCCUUUUCAAGUUAUGGGUUGCUUCAAACUUUUAUGUAGUACCUUACCCCACAACCAUUUGUUUAAAUUCUUUUUUUUAAUAAAGGGUGUGUUUGUAGUUCAUAGGUUUAAA